CGAGGUAUGGUAAUGGCAAGUUGCUUCCGCCGUCUCCCGCAAUGUCAACGGCCUUCUACCAACACCAUCAACAUCAACUCUUCAGGGACCAAGGAGGACUUGAAAAAGAACAGCAUAUUCCAUCGCCUAGUUCUUUCUUAAAAUGAAGUCAGCGGCGACAUUUGCGCUUUGCGCAUUACUGGUCCUUGGCUACUGUUCGCGCUCAAUAGGUGAGCACUCCACCACUGUUGCUCCUGCCGCCGCACCCCUGGGUCCCCCCGGCACCUCCAUCACCACCGUCCGGUCUCCCACCCCCCAUCAAGGAGAUGGAGAAACAGCCUCAGAAACCGCCGCUGCGGUCACCCAGAAACCCUCGCAGGCCCCCAGCAGCUCCGUGGCUCCUGUCCUCUCCGCACUAGCCAAUGCCAGCGACACAAACGAGCGUGUGUCCAGUGCCAGCCCUGCUGAUGCCAAGGGGAACGACACCGAUGCCGCCAACCCCGUGUCCACCAUCCAGAACGGCACCCAGGCACCUGCUGUCUCUGUGACCGAUGGCACAGCUGUCCCCAAAGCCGUCGCCGGGGCCAACUCGACGGCCCAAACAGGAAGCGCCGCUGCCACCACCGCCGCCGCCGCCACCGCCGCCGCUCCCACCACUGCUGUUGCUGCUCCCGCCGCUCCGGGAAAUCAAACGCAGGCGUCCAAGGGAGCGGAUCUGUCGUCUAAGGACAACGAUACCCUCGCCACCUCUCCACCCGCUACGGCUGCCCCCGCCACUGCAGGUUCACCUGCCGCCACCCAGCCCAUCGACUCCAAAACUCCGUCAGCCUCCACAACAACAACAACAACAACAACAACAACAACAACAGCACCAAAUGUAACAACCCUUCUCACAACGACUGCUCCUGAGAUCAUCCCGCAGAGUGCCAGUCCAGUCCCUGGAGAUAAGAAGACCACAGGUAGCAGCACCACCAGCAGUAGCACUAGCGCCACCACCACCACCAUCACCAACACUAAGGUUUCUACUGUCACAACCGGCGGCAGCGUCGCUAAAUCGACGACCACAACCAGCCCAACUGCUGCCGUCGGACACCCCACCAAUGCAGCAGCCCUCUCAGAGCUCAACGUAGGAGACGAUGUGGACAGCUCUAAAGGAGUGCCGGAUCCGUUGCUGGCUGGCCUGGUGUCUGUUUUCGUCGUCGCUGCGGCCAUCGUCUCCCUCUUGGUGUUCCUGAAGUUCCGUAAUCGGAAUGAACGCCCAGAGUUCCGCAGGCUCCAGGAUCUUCCCAUGGAUGACAUGAUGGAGGACACCCCUCUCUCCAUGUACAGCUACUGACAGAACCCCACCUCUCACCUAUAGUCAAGACUGAGACGCAGGCUCCUACUGAGCCGUUCCCUUUCCCCCCCCAGCAUUCCCUGCUUUAGAAAACAAAGAAAUAUCCCCCACCCCACCCCUUCGCCAAAAGAAAUCUGCUUUUAGAUGUGUGUCUGUGUUCAGCUAGCUGGGGCAUUAGUGAGCUGCGCAGCAAGGCAACUCCUCUGGCUUGUUCCCAGGCCCUCCUGAAGAAGAGAACUGGCUGCACACACACACACACACAGACACACACACACACAAACACCACGAGCUUGGACAGGGAUGGGCUUGAAACAUGGCCACAGACUUUGUGCAGCCGCAUCCUGACCUUUAAAUCAGUGUUCCAGCGCCCCCUGCAGUUGGGAGGCUGGCUGCCACCCCCUCACCCCCAACAUCACCCCCAAGUUCUCUCGAGUCCCUAGCAGCCUUUUCUCUCUAUAAUUGACUGCCACUGGAGCAGUGACUUGCUGGCCUAAGGGAUUUUUUUCCCCUCUGGAAGUUAUGUUCUUCCAGAUAUUGUAAUGCUGAAAAUGAAGAGAACUAAUGUCUGUUACACCAAAACUCGUCACCACAGGACGAUGUUUCAGUGGAAUAUGAAGAGACCAAAGUCUAUGUGUGUGCAGAAUGGCAGAUGGUGGCUGGCUCCGAUUCUGUCCAGCUACCCGCCGUGUUUCCAAAACAGUACGUGUUUAAACUACACAACCCAUCAGUGAGACACAAGAACACGGCAGCGAAUCAAGUAUAAUUCUGGGUUGUUUUGAGCCAAGUUGGUUAUCAGUAGAAAGAGAGUACGACCAGAUGCAAAUCGGGGGAAAUGGCAUAACCCCUUGAAUUGAGGAAAAAGAAUUUCAGAAUAUUGCCAGAAGUCAUUAGUGAAACAAACCAAAGGAACUUUGUGCCUUUCACAUUGGUUCUUUGAAACAGAUAGAGUGGACUUGUAGCCACAGGUACAAUAACUGACCGAAUGGGAACCUUUUUGGGGGGGAAGUAAUGCAGCUGAAAACGGAAGCAUGUAUGAAAUGCUUUUUGCAUUGUGACCUCUCUGGCAUGGUAGUUUUAGUAGAUUGCACAAUGUUGGUCAUAAGCCACAUACCCAAAUAAAUGGCUUUGUCUAUGACAAAGAUGCUUUAUGUUCCCAGGGAAGUAUGACAUUGACCGUCUAAGUUUGGUGGUAGGUUUCACUCAAGGGUGAUGAGCUUAGAGCCUCUGAGGUGUGUUACAAGGGUAGCUGGGUACUUUGUGGUUGUAAUGUCAUGACUGUGCUUCAUGGCUGGUUGUGACACUUGGAAAAACACUGGGGUUGUGUGUGAACAGUUGUAAGAAGUUCCUUUUUUUUGGUUCACCUAUUUGACAGGUUAGUGUUUUCUUUGUGUGAAUGUAUAUGUGUGUUUGUGCGCGUGCGUGUUGUCGUUUUACUUUUUACUAGAGCAUUCAUUGCAUAUUUUGAACUUUUUUAUUAUUAUUAUUAUUUUUUAACAUUUGAGGAGGCUAAACCUAGCUCACUUUGAGAGGCUUGAAAGCUUAACAGAUCUUAAUGUCCUUCUUCAGAGAAGUACCACAAAGACCAUUUAUUCACCUCCUUUGCCUUUGAAAGGUUGACGUCUCUUCCAGCACAUCAGCUCAAAUGGAUCUGGGGUGUGUUGUUACAUGCCCUCCGACUGCUGCCAGAGGAAUCCACAGUAUUAGGCAUGACUUCUGCUGUCUGUCUGUCGGUCAGGAGGACUAAGCAGAGAGAGAGAGAGGGAGAGCGAAUGUGCCUGAGACUAGCAAUCUCCAAACCCCCUGCUGUACAUUCUGUCCCCACAUGAGAAGGUGUACAUUUCCCAGGGCCUGCCCUGGAGGGUCAUUCGGUAUGACUUGGGCCAGUGAUUAGAGAGAAUUGAUCCAUGAAUGGAUGAUACUGUCUCACCAGAGAACGUACCCUUGAGAAAGGUGUGGCUCAAGUAAUGAGGCCAUUAAAUAUAACAUUAAACUAAUGCUGUAAAACAGGUUAACCUGACGCAACGUACAGUGGGUGUCUAUCUGUAGAUGAAGUAGUGCCGAUGGUCUCAUCAACUAAGUCGGAUCUGUCUAACUCCUAGCCUUGGUCUGUGCACAACAGGACAGCUCCCACACCUGAUGCUGCCCUUAUCAGUGUUUUACUUUCUCCUGGCUCUUUGAACUUGACUCUGAGUUCAACACUUAACAUGUUUUGUUUUUUUUCUGUUUGGUUGUUAUCAGGUCCAAGAAUGCAAAUGCAAAAAAACAAAGAUAUUUAAAUAGCAGAAAUCUCUUGAGCACUGCCUCUCUGUGCUCACUGAUAGUGAAAUAAUUACUAGUAAAUAAUUUAUGAGGCUGAAUAUGAUUGACAUCGAUGUUGGUAAUUGGAUUUCUACAUUUGUUGAGCAAGUUGUGUUAUCUCUGUAUAUUGCAGCUCCAGGAAAAAAAGUGCCAAAUUGUGUUCUGUAUUUUAAGUUUUUGCUGUAGAAUACAGGAGUGUCUUUGUUAUGUGACUUUUUUAAUUAU
Molecule: messenger RNA, 3838 nt
Organism: Sardina pilchardus (European sardine)
Lineage: Eukaryota; Metazoa; Chordata; Actinopteri; Clupeiformes; Clupeidae
Exons: 6
Coding region: 143-1315 (390 amino acids)
Source: RefSeq, a predicted model, not a curated record